GAGAGAGAGAGAGAGAGAGAGAAAGAGAGAGAGAGAGAGAGAGAAUAGGCAGUGGAAACACGGCAUAGUGACACAAGGGCGAAAGUGGAGAGCCAGACAGUUUUCGGUAAAAGGCGUUAGCUCAGCUAGUGUAAUGUAGUGAACAUUAUUCCGCUAGAGAAAGACGGGGCGGCCCCUGUUUUAGAAACUCCUUGUCCUCCCAUACGGGGCUAACGCAAUAGCCUACUAGAAUAGAACAGAGUUUUCGAUUACUACAUUGAUUGCCUACGGUCCUGUCUGGAGCGAAGCUUUAGCGCUCUAACUAAUAGACAACGCUAGAAUAGAUCAGAGGAAACCAGGACAGCUCCAGCGCCAAGAUGCCCCUGGCACAAUUGCCAGAUCCCUGGCAGAAGAUGGCACUGGGGCGGGCGGCAAGCGAGGAUGCCCAUCGACAUGUUCUGGAGGAUUCUAUUGGAGAGGAUGAUUCUAUGUCCUGUAACGAGGAUGAGACUGUCAAUGAGAUCAACAUCACCAACCAUACCAAGGAGGGGUCAGAGAAGGGUGACCCUCGACAGUUCGAGCUCCGCAAGGUCCUAGGACAAGGCUCCUUCGGAAAGGUGUUCCUGGUCAAGAAGACUACAGGUCCAGAUACAGGACAGCUCUAUGCCAUGAAGGUUCUGAAGAAAGCUACACUGAAAGUGCGUGACAGGGUGAGGACUAAGAUGGAGAGAGACAUUUUGGUGGAGGUCAACCAUCCCUUCAUCGUUAAACUGCACUAUGCGUUCCAAACAGAAGGGAAACUCUACCUCAUCCUGGACUUCCUACGAGGAGGAGACCUCUUCACACGACUGUCUAAAGAGGUGAUGUUCACAGAGGAGGAUGUGAAGUUUUACCUGGCAGAGUUGGCCCUGGCCCUGGACCACCUCCACAGCCUGGGCAUCAUCUACAGAGACCUCAAACCAGAGAACAUUCUUCUAGACGAGGAGGGACACAUCAAGCUGACAGACUUCGGCCUCAGUAAGGAGUCUAUAGACCAUGAGAACAAGGCCUAUUCGUUCUGUGGGACGGUGGAGUACAUGGCUCCGGAGGUGGUCAACAGGAGAGGCCACACCACCAGCGCUGAUUGGUGGUCCUACGGCGUGCUCAUGUUUGAGAUGCUGACCGGAACGCUACCAUUCCAGGGGAAAGACCGCAAGGAGACCAUGAACAUGAUCCUCAAGGCUAAGUUGGGGAUGCCACAGUUUCUGAGUCCAGAAGCCCAGAGUCUCCUGAGGAACCUUUUCAAACGCAACCCUACUAACAGGCUAGGAGCUGGCCCAGACGGAGUGGAAGAGAUCAAGAGACACCACUUCUACUGCACCGUAGACUGGAACAAACUGUUCCGUAGAGAGCUCCACCCUCCCUUCAAACCUGCUACGGGACGACCUGACGACACCUUCUAUUUCGACCCAGAGUUCACUGCUAAAACACCCAAAGAUUCCCCGGGGGUUCCACCCAGUGCCAAUGCCCACCAGCUGUUCCGAGGAUUCAGUUUCGUAGCCAUAACAACAGAAGAAGAGGCACAUCCACUACAGGCUACAAUAGUAAAGCAGCUGCACAGAAAUGUGUCCCAGUUUUCUGAAGCAUAUGAAAUGAAGGAGGAUAUAGGACUCGGAUCAUACUCCGUCUGCAAACGCUGCAUACACAAGACCACUGGCAUGGAGUACGCAGUCAAGAUCAUCAGUAAGGCCAAGAGAGAUCCAACGGAGGAGGUGGAGAUUCUACUGAGAUACGGACAACAUCCCAACGUCAUAACACUGAAGGACGUGUUUGAUGAUGGCAGGACAGUGUAUCUGGUCACAGAGCUGAUGAAGGGAGGAGAGCUGCUGGAUAAGAUACUGAGACAGAAGUUCUUCUCAGAGAGAGAAGCUAGCGCUGUCCUAUACACCAUCACCAAGACUGUUGAAUACCUACACGUACAGGGGGUGGUGCACAGGGACCUGAAGCCCAGUAACAUCCUGUAUGUGGAUGAGAGUGGGAACGCUGAGUCCAUUAGGAUCUGUGACUUUGGUUUUGCCAAGCAGCUGAGAGCUGAGAACGGCCUGCUGAUGACGCCGUGCUACACAGCUAACUUUGUAGCUCCAGAGGUGUUGAAGAAGCAGGGUUACGAUGCUGCCUGUGACAUCUGGAGUCUGGGAGUCCUACUCUACACCAUGUUGACAGGGUUCACUCCAUUUGCCAAUGGUCUAGAGGACACUCCAGAGGAGAUCCUGGCUCGGAUCGGUAGCGGGAAGUUCUCUCUGACCGGAGGAUACUGGAAUUCUGUCUCAGCCGAGGCCAAGGAGCUGGUGUCUAAGAUGUUACACGUGGACCCUCACCAGCGUUUGACAGCUGGCCAGGUGUUGCGUCAUCCCUGGGUCACACAACGCGACCAGCUGCCCAAAUUCACACUCACCAGACAGGAUGCUCCACACCUGGUCAAGGGCGCCAUGGCAGCAACCUACUCUGCCCUCAACAGGAACGUUCCACCUGUCCUGGACCCUGUGGGAUGUUCCACUCUGGCCCAACGGAGGGGGGUGAAGAAACUCACAUCCACUGCCCUCUGACCUUUAACCUUUCACCUCGGACUUAUAACCUUGCUGGAGGUCUGUUCAGACAGACGGGCAGACCUGGUCCCUCAGGUGACCUGGACAGAACUCUGAUGCACCUGGGACCCCCCUGACCCUUCUCUGUUAGGAACUAACCCAGUGGUUUCCACCCCUGGUGCCAGAGAGAUACAGAGUAUGCAGGCUUUAGAACCUGUUAGGGCUGGAACUAUAGCCUGUAGCUCUGUUGGACCAGGGCUGGUGGUGACCACUAACAUUGUAUCGUCUCUCCAGUCUUUGCUUUGUACAAUCAGCGUUGCCUCUAGAUACUCAAGAGACACGUGUCAGGAACAUGAAUGUGCUGUAUAUAGAUGUGAACUGUAUAACUGUAGCUCUGUGUGUAAACCUUAAGUAGCCUCUUUAGUGACCGAGUCAUUACAGGGACAAAACUAGUGAUGUCAUCAGAGUGAGAGCAAAUGGGACUUCCACUGACCCUGCCCCCUAUAUUGAAACAAGCUCCUCCCAGUCAGCCACAACAUCCAAUCAGAGUGACGGGAAUGAGGUCCAAUCAUGGCUUCGGUGGGCCAGUCUGGGUACCGCCUACCCUGUCCACACCAACUCAGCUCUACAGACACAAAGGUAAACGUUAUCCUGGACCAGUGUUAAGCGGUGGUUAGCUGGGCAGCGAGUCUGUGGCUUGCCCAGUGUGCAUGUUGCUGCCUUAUACAGUGCCCUCUGUAAUUAUUAUUUUGUCUUCUAUUGGCUCUAUACUCAAUAAGUUUGGAUUUAAAAUCAAACAAUGACUGAGGUUAAAGUGAGGACUGUCAGCUUUCAUUUGAGAGUAUUUUCAUCCUUAUCCAGGUGAACCGUUUAGAACUUAUAGCACUUUUGUAUUGAGACAAAUUGACGUGUGUGCAUUUUUUAAGUAGUCAAAAGUUAAGUAUUUGGUCCCAUAUUCAUAACACGCCUACAUCAAGAUUGUGUCUCUACAAAUUUGUUGGAUGCAUUUGCUGUUUGUUUUGGUUGUGUUUCAGAUGAUUUUGUGUCCAAUAGAAAAUAAUGGUAAAUAUUGUAUUGUCAUUUUGGAGUCACUUUAAUUGUAAAUAAGAAUAGAAUGUUUCUAAACACUACUACAUUAAUGUGGAUGCUACCAUGAUUACGGAUAAUCCUGAAUAUAUCGUGAGUAAUGAUGAGUGAGAAAGUCACAGAUGCACAAAUAUCAUACCCACAAGACAUGCUAAC
Messenger RNA from Salmo salar (Atlantic salmon), 3785 nucleotides. RefSeq names its product ribosomal protein S6 kinase alpha-3. The record is from RefSeq and is a predicted model, not a curated record. NCBI's taxonomy places the organism in Eukaryota, Metazoa, Chordata, Actinopteri, Salmoniformes, Salmonidae. Gene Ontology annotation, biological process: protein phosphorylation; intracellular signal transduction. Gene Ontology annotation, molecular function: protein serine/threonine kinase activity; ATP binding; magnesium ion binding.